AUGUUACUGCAACAAUUCUCAGAUUUUUUAAGCCUUAUAACAAUAGGCAUGUGUUUCAUACUAAAGAUUCCACAAAUUUUAAAUUUACUAACUUCUAAAUCAGCAGAUCAAAUUUCAAUUGUAGGUCUUUUAUUAGAAUUAACCAGCUAUACAGUGAUGGCUAGUUAUAAUUUUACAAAUGGUUAUUCAAUACUAUCUUAUUUGGAGUAUCCUGUUAUCCUAUUACAGGAAUAUAUUUUGAUCUUUCUAGUUUUAAAGUAUUUAAAUAAAAUAAAUACAUUUUCAGUUCUAGUCUCAAUGUUGUACAUUAGUAUAAGUAUUUCUUUUGCAAUGCAACUUAUUCCAAAAGUCGUUCUUACGAUUUUGGCGCCAUUAUGCACACCUAUAUCUGUCUCAAGUAAGGUUAUUCAAUUACUGGCAAUUCUACGAGCGAAAAAUGCGGAUACCGUAUCACCGACUACUUGGUUUAUCUCUGCAUUUACUAACUUAACGAGAGUAUUUACUAUAUGGAUGGAUUCAGCGGACAGUUUACUACUAGGAAAUUUUAUUAUCUCUGUGAUUUUAAGCUCGAGUAUUAUGUUUUCCGCUAUUUACUAUAGAUAUAACAAAGUAAAACAAGAUUAAGAAGCCUCGAAGCAGGUCAAAGAGAU
Messenger RNA from Eufriesea mexicana, 650 nucleotides. Its product is annotated as mannose-P-dolichol utilization defect 1 protein homolog. The transcript has 4 exons. Lineage: Eukaryota; Metazoa; Arthropoda; Insecta; Hymenoptera; Apidae. Bases 1 to 624 code for a protein of 207 amino acids. The record is from RefSeq and is a predicted model, not a curated record.